This is a messenger RNA of Striga hermonthica, 661 nucleotides long. NCBI's taxonomy places the organism in Eukaryota, Viridiplantae, Streptophyta, Magnoliopsida, Lamiales, Orobanchaceae. The record is from the annotation of a GenBank genome assembly.
ACUGUGCUUGGUGAUGAUAAACCUUUUACGGAGGCUGAAACUCAUUUCGCCGAUGCCAAAUAUUAUUUCAAAUAUACAAAACCAGUUGAGAAACUCCCGUCCAAGCAGCAUAAAGGGUCUGAGAGUGAAGAGCCAAAGAUUGAAAAGGUAGAAAACUCUUUGAAAGAGUUAGUGUUGCUGCUGCCGAAGAUAAAUAACGGGAAACCUAUCUCCCAACCACCUACGAAGUUUGUUCGUCCAAGCAACGGAGCUGUGACAGAAUAUGGUGAAAGAUUGAAGAACUCAAAGUGUUUUGAUCCAAAAGCCUACAAGCUUCUCGUCAAAGCAGGAUACAACCUCAAUAAAAGUUGCUCUUUGGGAAAGCUCAUACCUCAAGAGCAAAAGCACAAUCGGGCAGGUCUUGGAUAUGUGGCAUCGAGUCCAAUUAGAAUCGCCAUCAAGAGAGAAAAUGCCAACCAUGUCUCGGAAGGAGAGUUUUCGUCUUCUGACAGUGAAAAGAAAGAGAAAAGAGUGUCGGUGUUUCAAAGACUCGGUCCGGUGCGAAAGUCAAAAGGCAAACAAUCUGUGUUUCAACGACUGGGAUCCUUCAAGCAGUCAAAGCCUUUAAGACAAGAAAAAGGUGUAGGCCCGUCUCCAAAGCUUAGAAGUCAAAUUCCAUCAC